GAACAAAUAUGCACUUGCUCAAUAGUCUUACCUUGUAUUUUUGCCCAAAACCGUUUAGAAGAUUCUAUUACUUAGUGAGUAAUUUACCAAGACUUUAUGUAAAUAUGUGUGUGUUUCAACCUUUCUCUUAAUCCCGCAUAUACCAAGAGCUUAAUGCACCGAACUGCCUCUUUAUAAUAGAAUCCUCCAAAUAGCAAAACUAUUAAGUGUGGCGUAUGUAAGUGCAUUAUCCCUUUCUGAAUUUUUCAUCUCGUACCCUAUCUUAGCAUAAACGACCCAAUAGAAAUCCAAUCUUUUCAAAAGCUCUGACGUAAUUUGCUUUAGGUUUUUAGAAUUGAGUAUUUGUUUAAUUCCAUUCAAUAUUGAGCAUUAACAUCUCUAUAAAAUGGCUGUCCAGUAUUCCUUUUCCUGUCCCUUUCUCUAUUUCUUUCUUCUUCCAUGUAUAGUUCCUGCUGAAACUCUGUCAUUCUGAAGAAAAUUCUAAUAAAUCUUUAAUUAGCCUUCUCUCUGUUGAUGCAUAGCUGUAUGUGUCGCUUUGAUUGUUGAUGUUCAGGAUUAUGUCAACAGUAAUUAGUGAAGUUCUUCUUUCUGGUUUUACCAUUAACUCAACCCUUCAUCGCCGUACUCACUUGGUCCAAUCCUUCUCUGUUGUCUUCCUCUACUGGUUCUAUGUGUUUUCAUGAACAAAAGCUUCAUCUUCCUUCUUAUUAACUGAUUAAACUCCAUUCAGGACCAACACAUCGACUCUAAUUCAGCUGUUAUUAGUUUUUACAAAUUAUGAGUGUUAUCUUUUGCGUUAUGCUUUGGUAGGCAGGGGCAGCGCUAGGUGGACAUAAGAGGUUCUCGAAUUGUUUUAGGUCACAAGUUCAAAUUCCAAGUGUGCUAUUCUUUCAUUUUUUUUUUGAAUUUCUUGGUUAGAACAUAGAACUCCUCGUUCCACCAUCAUAGUAUAAAGUGCUUCUUUCUUUAGUGGACCUUACGCGGCCUGAAUUUAGGUUAGUUGGCUAGUGAAUUUCAAAUACCGAAUGAACCAUUGCUAUAAAGUUAUGGCUUCUUCAAAUGGAACAUCUUCAGGGUCCUUAAUCCAGCAUAGGAAGUGUGGUUCCGAAGAUGAUCAUCUCCGACAAGUAAUAAUAGAUGAAAGGAAACGCAAAAGAAUGAUAUCGAACAGGGAAUCGGCAAGAAGAUCAAGAAUGAAGAAACAUGAGUAUUUGGAUGAGCUAAUAGCUCGAGUGGAUCUCUUAAAGGAGGAAAACAAUCAAAUUGUGACCAACAUAAACAUGGUGAUUCAACUUUACUUGAAUGUGGAAGCAGAGAACUCUGUUCUCAAAGCUCAGAUAGCUGAGUUAAGCCACAGGCUGCAGUCUUUAAAGGAGAUCAACCGCAGGAGUUCAGCAAAUGGUGCAGCAAUAAUUCAGGGAACAGAGGAUUUGUGGAACUAUAAUAGAGAAACCAUGAGUAAUGUUAAUGAUGGAGACGAUUUCUUGAAAAUUUGGAAUUUUGCUCCAUGGGAAUCAGCCUAUCAUGGCUUGUGCUGACGACCUCAUGCAUUGAUGAUGGACAUAUCAUUUGGUUUUUCAAAAACGUUUGUUAAUUGUUAUGGCUCGGAAUAAAGGGGGAAAAAAGUAAAAAGAAAAUGAGGAUUGAUAAGUGAUUGAUCUCUUUUGUUAUUUAAGAUACUAGAAGUUCCAUUAUUGUGAGUAAAACACAACAAUUCUCUUUUUAUUGUAAAACAUAAUGACUCUUUUGGGAUGUCGAAUAUGUCUUCGUUUA
Lycium barbarum (goji berry) is the source of this 1773-nucleotide messenger RNA. RefSeq names its product bZIP transcription factor 11-like. Bases 1026 to 1538 code for a protein of 170 amino acids. The record is from RefSeq and is a predicted model, not a curated record. Gene Ontology annotation, molecular function: DNA-binding transcription factor activity; transcription cis-regulatory region binding. Gene Ontology annotation, cellular component: nucleus. NCBI's taxonomy places the organism in Eukaryota, Viridiplantae, Streptophyta, Magnoliopsida, Solanales, Solanaceae. Gene Ontology annotation, biological process: positive regulation of DNA-templated transcription. The transcript has a single exon.